AUGGCUGGCGUCGCUGAUAAGGCGAGAUUCUAUCUCGAACGCGCUGUACCGCAGCUACGAGAAUGGGAGGAGAAAGAAAUAUUUUCAAAGGAUGAGAUUCGCACAAUCGUCCAGAAGCGCAACGACUACGAGCACAGAGUCCUCUCACCUGGGAAUAAGCCAUCGGAUUGGUCUUCUUACGCGCAAUGGGAGCAGUCCCUUGAGUCCCUCCGCAGCAAACGCUGCAAGCGUCUCAGAAUCCGACACCUCCAGUCCGCCCAUGCUGGCCAGGGCCGUACUCUUGCGAUUUACGAGCGAGGUGUCAAUCGACAUCCAGGAAGCAGUGCGCUGUGGAGAGAAUAUCUUUCAUAUACGUCCAGCGUCAAAGCAUCCAAGCGCUGGCGCAAAACCAUGACCAAUGCUCUACGCAUGAUGCCUACAGACCCUGAGCUGUGGACAAUGGCAGGUCGAAGGUCAGCGAAGAAUGGCGACAUGGCUGCCGCGCGUGGGUUUUUCAUGCGAGGUUGCCGCUUUUGCACGACGAAUGAAAAACUCUGGGUUGAAUAUGCGCGAACGGAGAUGGAAUGGCUCGAAAAGGUCGAUAAGCGCAAGGCCGUCGCAAAGCCCGGCCAGGACGUUCUCCGGCCUGAUCGUGAGGAGGAUGGCGACGAGCUGCGACUUGUGGACAGUGAUGAUGAUGAGGACGACGAUGAUCUUCCCGAGCCAUCCAACGCCCAAGCCAAGGUUAUUGACAAGCAGACGGCUCAGCAUUUGAAAUCAAACCCUGCCAUGGAUGGCGCUAUUCCUAUGGCUAUCUUCGAUAUCUCAAAGAAGCAGGCCUUCUUCAGCGCCAACACUGCGGAGGUAUUCUUCGACCUCUUCGUGUCUUUCGUACAUGUCCCAGCUCAGCCUAGGAUAUCACAACAUGUUCUGGAUACCCUUGAUCAGGAGUAUCCCAACCACCCAGCCACAUGCAACGUCCACAUUCGCCAGCCUAUUAUGGGCUUAAACCCACAGACAGCAGAGUUUCCCAAGAACCUCAGAGAGGUACUUUCACGCUUGAACCGGUACCUGGAAACCACAACAGAUCGCACGGAAUUACAGAAGAAGACCGUUGCAUGGAUAGAUGGGUACCUUGCACUGGAUGUUUUGGAUGAGGGUAUUCGGGCAGUUUUGGAACAUACCAAACAGAAGAUGGAGUCCAUUUAG
This is a messenger RNA of Fusarium fujikuroi IMI 58289, 1188 nucleotides long. Its product is annotated as related to UTP6-U3 snoRNP protein. Gene Ontology annotation, cellular component: Pwp2p-containing subcomplex of 90S preribosome; small-subunit processome. The transcript has 2 exons. Gene Ontology annotation, molecular function: snoRNA binding; protein binding. Gene Ontology annotation, biological process: maturation of SSU-rRNA from tricistronic rRNA transcript (SSU-rRNA, 5.8S rRNA, LSU-rRNA). The coding region runs from base 1 to 1188 and encodes 395 amino acids. NCBI's taxonomy places the organism in Eukaryota, Fungi, Ascomycota, Sordariomycetes, Hypocreales, Nectriaceae. The record is from RefSeq and is a predicted model, not a curated record.